CGAGCCCAUUCUUUUUCUUUAUUCUGUGGAUUGUUAGCUCUUCUGCUGUUAGGAAGCCACUAUGUCUGGACGUGGAAAGCAAGGCGGCAAAGCUCGGGCAAAAGCUAAAACUCGUUCUUCCAGGGCCGGGCUUCAGUUUCCAGUUGGCCGUGUGCACCGCCUUCUCCGCAAAGGCAACUACUCCGAACGAGUCGGGGCCGGCGCUCCAGUGUACCUGGCGGCGGUGCUGGAAUAUCUGACGGCGGAGAUCUUAGAGCUAGCUGGCAACGCGGCUCGCGACAACAAGAAGACCCGUAUCAUCCCGCGCCACCUGCAGCUAGCCAUCCGCAACGACGAGGAGCUAAAUAAGCUUCUAGGUCGCGUGACCAUCGCGCAGGGCGGUGUCCUGCCCAACAUCCAGGCCGUAUUGCUGCCUAAGAAGACGGAGAGCCACCAUAAGGCCAAGGGCAAGUGAAAUGAUUACUAGUCAAGUCGAUCAGUGAUCCCGAGUCUCAAACAAAGGCUCUUUUCAGAGCCACCCACGUUUUCUGUAAAGUGCUGGAAUACACAUACGAUGCCUGAAAUCUCAAUGUUCACCACUGUCCUAGUUUCACGAACGCUUCUGACGUUACUGGUCAGUUCUGUCUUGAAAUCCUUGCUCACAUUUCAUGCGCUAAUUUAUCUUACUGGUGUUUCUUUGCAGUAAAAAUGCGUUUAUAAAGGUAUACAAGAAUAGAAACCGAGGUUGUGACACCAGGGUGUCACUGCGUUAUUUUGUGUAUAGGUCCAUGGUGUGUAUACAAAUUUAUCAAUACACAGGCUGUUUAUUCAUGUGCACUUGUCAGAAAAGGCUGAAAUACUAAUGCUGAAAUACUAAUGCAGAAAUGAGAGAACAAAGAAGGAUAGCUGCCCAUUAGCAUUUCAGGGCGGGCUUUUUAAGUUUUAAACAUGACUACAUUCCGGCUGGGCUCAGUGGCCCAUGCCUGUAAUCUCAACACUUUGGGAGGCCAAGGCGGGCGGAUCACAAGGUCAGGAGUUCGAGAUCAGCCUGCCCAACAUGAUGAAAGCCCGUCUCUACUAAACAAAUACAAAAAGUAGCCGGGCGUGGUGGUGUGCAUCUGUAGUCCCAGCAACUUGGGAGGCUGAGGCAGGAGAAUCGCUUGGCUCUGGGAGGCAGAGGCUGCAGUGAGCCGAGAUCACGCUAUUGCACUCCAGCCUGGGCAACAGAGCAAGACUAUGUCUCAAAAAAAGACUACAUUCCUCCAGCGAGAAUUGUGUUUGUUGGAUUUCUCUUUUCAAAAGGAGCAAUUAACACAGUAUUCUAAAAUAAACAGUAAACAAAACUAAGCAGUAAUGGCCUGACGCCCUAGCUCAGACCUGUAAUCCCAGCAAUUUGAAAGACCAAGGCUUGAGCCCAGGAGAUCAAGACCAGCCUGGGCAAUGAAGCGAGACAGCCCCCUCAUCUCCACAAAAAGUAAAAAGCCUGCCCUGCCCGGUGGCUCAUGCCUGUAAUUCCAGCACUUUGGGAGGCCGAGAUGGGCGGAUCACUUGAGGUCAGGAGUUCGAGGCCAGCCUGGCCAACAUGGCAAAACCCUGUUUCUACUAAACAUACAAAAAAAUUAGCCAGGCAUGGCGGUGGGCUCCUGAAAUCCCAGCUACUCGGGAGGCUGAGGCAGGAGAAUCGCUUGAACCUGGGAGGCGGGGUUGCAGUGAGCCAAGAUCGUGCCAUUGCACUCCAGCCUGGGCAAUAGAGCGAGAUUCCGUUGCCUCAAAAAAAAAAAAAAGGAAAAAGCCUGGCGUGGUGGCUCAGUCUGAGAUCUUAGAUACUUGGGAGAAUUAGGCGGGGAAGGAUUGAUUGAGCCCAGGAGUUCGAAGUUGCAGCGAGCUAUCGGGGGGCAAAGCAAGAUCCUGU
Messenger RNA from Symphalangus syndactylus (siamang), 1891 nucleotides. Its product is annotated as histone H2A type 1-B. Gene Ontology annotation, cellular component: nucleosome. Lineage: Eukaryota; Metazoa; Chordata; Mammalia; Primates; Hylobatidae. Gene Ontology annotation, molecular function: structural constituent of chromatin; DNA binding; protein heterodimerization activity. The record is from RefSeq and is a predicted model, not a curated record.